UCACAGGGCUGCCAAAUAAAAUACAGAACACCCAGUUAAGUUUGGAAUUCCACUAAACGUGAAAUUUGGAAUGUAUUUACACUAAAAAAUUAUUUUUUAUCUGAAUUUCACAUUUAACGUGUGUCCUGGAUUUUCUCUGGCAGCCCUGUAUCCCCAGAGCCCUGUGUGUGCCUCUGCCCUGAUGCUCCGCCCCUGCCCCUCAUCCUCCCCACGGGCAGAGGCCUGAGUGGGCAGAAUCCCGCCCCCUUCCCUGCCCGGCCUGCAUACACUACGAAGUGCCCCUGAGCGAGAGGGCUCGGCCCAUGGCCUGCCUGGGAUGUCUCCCGCAGGGCCUGACGGAGGACGAGGACGUGCGCGCCAUGCUGCUGGGCUCCCGGCUCCGCAAGAUCCGCUCGCGCACGUGGCACAAGGAGCGGCUGUACCGGCUGCAGGAGGACGGCCUGAGCGUGUGGUUCCAGCGGCGCAUCCCGCGCGCGCCGUCGCAGCACAUCUUCUUUGUGCAGCACAUUGAGGCAGUCCGCGAGGGCCACCAGUCCGAGGGCCUGCGGCGCUUCGGGGGUGCCUUCGCCCCGGCGCGCUGCCUCACCAUCGCCUUCAAGGGCCGCCGCAAGAACCUGGACCUGGCGGCGCCCACGGCUGAGGAAGCGCAGCGCUGGGUGCGCGGUCUGACCAAGCUCCGCGCGCGCCUGGACGCCAUGAGCCAGCGCGAGCGGCUGGACCACUGGAUCCACUCCUAUCUGCACCGGGCUGACUCCAACCAGGACAGCAAGAUGAGCUUCAAGGAGAUCAAGAGCCUGCUGAGAAUGGUCAACGUGGACAUGAACGACAUGUACGCCUACCUCCUCUUCAAGGAGUGUGACCACUCCAACAAUGACCGUCUAGAGGGGGCUGAGAUUGAGGAGUUCCUGCGGCGGCUGCUGAAGCGGCCGGAGCUGGAGGAGAUCUUCCAUCAGUACUCGGGCGAGGACCGCGUGCUGAGUGCCCCUGAGCUGCUGGAGUUCCUGGAGGACCAGGGCGAGGAGGGCGCCACGCUGGCCCGCGCCCAGCAGCUCAUUCAGACCUACGAGCUCAACGAGACAGCCAAGCAGCACGAGCUGAUGACACUGGAUGGCUUCAUGAUGUACCUGUUGUCGCCGGAGGGGGCUGCCUUGGACACCACCCACACGUGUGUGUUCCAGGACAUGAACCAGCCCCUCGCCCACUACUUCAUCUCUUCCUCCCACAACACCUAUCUGACCGACUCCCAGAUUGGGGGGCCCAGCAGCACCGAGGCCUACAUUAGGGCCUUUGCCCAGGGAUGCCGCUGCGUGGAGCUGGACUGCUGGGAGGGGCCAGGAGGGGAGCCCAUCAUCUAUCACGGACAUACUCUCACCUCCAAGAUUCUCUUCCGGGAUGUGGUCCAAGCCGUGCGUGACCAUGCCUUCACGCUGUCCCCCUACCCUGUCAUCCUAUCCCUGGAGAACCACUGCGGGCUGGAGCAGCAGGCUGCCAUGGCCCGCCACCUCCGCACCAUCCUAGGGGACAUGCUGGUGACACAGGCGCUGGACUCCCCAAAUCCUGAGGAGCUGCCUUCCCCAGAGCAGCUGAAGGGCCGGGUCCUGGUGAAGGGGAAGAAGCUGCCUGCUGCUCGGAGCGAGGAUGGCCGGGCUCUGUCGGACAGGGAGGAGGAGGAGGACGAUGACGAAGAGGAAGAAGAGGAGGCGGAGACUGCAGCACAGAGGCGGCUGGCUAAGCAGAUCUCCCCGGAGCUGUCGGCCCUGGUCGUGUACUGCCACGCCACCCGCCUGCGGACCCUGCACCCUGCCCCCGACGCCCCGCAGCCCUGCCAGGUCAGCUCCCUCAGCGAGCGCAAAGCCAAGAAACUCAUCCGGGAAGCAGGGAACAGCUUCGUCAGGCACAAUGCCCGCCAGCUGACCCGCGUGUACCCGCUGGGGCUGCGAAUGAACUCGGCCAACUAUAGUCCCCAGGAGAUGUGGAACUCGGGCUGUCAGCUGGUGGCCUUGAACUUCCAGACGCCAGGCUACGAGAUGGACCUCAAUGCCGGCCGCUUCCUGGUCAAUGGGCAGUGUGGCUACGUCCUGAAACCUGCCUGCCUGCGGCAACCUGACUCGACCUUUGACCCUGAGGACCCGGGACCUCCCAGAACCACUCUCAGCAUCCAGGUGCUGACUGCACAGCAGCUGCCCAAGCUGAACGCCGAGAAGCCACAUUCCAUUGUGGACCCCCUGGUGCGCGUUGAGAUCCAUGGGGUGCCCGCAGACUGUGCCCGGCAGGAGACUGACUAUGUGCUCAACAAUGGCUUCAACCCCCACUGGGGGCAGACCCUGCAGUUCCAGCUGCGGGCUCCGGAGCUGGCGCUGGUCCGGUUUGUGGUGGAAGAUUAUGACGCCACCUCCCCCAAUGACUUUGUGGGCCAGUUUACACUGCCUCUUAGCAGCCUAAAGCAAGGGUACCGCCACAUACACCUGCUUUCCAAGGACGGGGCCUCACUGUCACCAGCUACGCUGUUCAUUCAAAUCCGCAUCCAGCGCCCCUGAGGGCCCAGCUCACCCGCCCUGGGGUUCUGCGAGUGCCAGUCCACAUCCCCUGCAGAGCCCUCUCCUCUGGAGUCAGAUGGUGGGAGUACCAGCCCCCAGCCCACCCACUUGGCCCACUCAGCCCAUUCACCAGGCGCUGGUCUCACCUGGGUGCUGAGGGCUGCCUGGGCCCCUCCUGAAGAAUCAACAGGUGCUCAUGUGACUUCAGUGAGCUCCAACCCUGAGGCCCUGAGAUGGCCCCAGCUCCUGUCCUCAGCCUACCCCUCAUUGUGACUUAUGAGGAGCCAAGCCUGUUGCUGCCAGGAGACUUGGGGAGCAGGACACCUGUGGGCCCUCAGUUCCCCUCUGUCCUCCCGUGGGCCAUCCCAACCUCCUUCCCCCAGAGGAGAACAGUCCACCCCACUUGGCCCGGACCCCGGGCUUAGCCCCUACGCCCUCCUUUACCCUAGGCCUUCCUGGACUCCUCCCUCCAGCUCUGGAACCUGAGUUCCCCUUCCCUUCUCAAAGCAAGAAGGGAGCGCUGAGGCAUGAAGCCCUGGGGAAACUGGCAGUAGGUUUUGGUUUUUAUUUUUUGAGACAGGGUCUCGCUCCAUCGCCCAGGCUGGAGUGCAGUGUUGCAAUCACGGCUCACUGCAGCCUUGAACUCCCAGGCUCAAGCGAUCCUCCCAUCUCAGCCUCCUGAGUAGCUGGGACUACAGACACAGGCCACCACACCUGGCUAAUUUUUAAAUUUUAUGUAGAGAUGGGGGGGACUCCCUAUGUUGCCCAGGCUGGUCUCGAGCUCCUGACCUCAAGUGAUCCUCCUGCCCCGACAUUCCAAAGUGCUGGGAUUACAGGUGUGAGCCACUGCCCCGGCCUAGCAGUAGGUUUGUAACUGUUUCAUAGAAGAGCCCUGGAGAAGACAGUAGAAUGAGCCUAUCUAGUUUAAAAAAUAAAGAAGCUCAUUUAUUUUACC
Messenger RNA from Cercocebus atys (sooty mangabey), 3492 nucleotides. It is a transcript of the gene PLCD3, whose product is annotated as phospholipase C, delta 3. The coding region runs from base 303 to 2537 and encodes 744 amino acids. Gene Ontology annotation, biological process: intracellular signal transduction; lipid metabolic process. The record is from RefSeq and is a predicted model, not a curated record. Gene Ontology annotation, molecular function: phosphatidylinositol-4,5-bisphosphate phospholipase C activity. NCBI's taxonomy places the organism in Eukaryota, Metazoa, Chordata, Mammalia, Primates, Cercopithecidae. The transcript is spliced from 15 exons.